AUGGAGAGACGACAUUCCAAGAGAAGCAAUUUCUUUGAUUUUGGUGUAAAUACAAGGCAAACAAUGCGACAUGUGGAACAUUCUAAAUCAGGUUCCAGUGGGAUUCCAGUGAAGAUUGUUCCUAAUCUUUUUGCCUUCAGAUCACCAUCAAAAUGGUGUCUGUACCAGUACCAAGUGACCUUUAUGCCUGACAUUGAAUCCAAACGUUUACGAAUGGCACUGCUGUUCAGCCACAGUGAUCUUCUCGGAACAAUCAGGGCAUUUGAUGGAGCUAUAUUGUUCCUCCCAAAUAAACUGCAGAAUCAAGCUACAAAAGUGACAAGCAUGAUGAAAGAUGGUCAGGUGGUGAAUAUAACAAUUCUUCUGACAAGUACGUUUCCGCAGGAUUCUCCAACAUGUGUCCAGUUCUUCAAUAUCAUCAUUAAAAAAGUUCUGAAAAUGCUAUCUCUGUACCAAAUUGGGCAGAACUUCUAUAAUCCUUCAACUCCAAUUCACAUUCCUCAACAUAGGUUGAUUUUAUGGCCAGGCUUUUCUACUUCAAUCUUGAGAUAUGAGACCAAGAUCCUGUUGUCUGUUGAUAUAAGCCACAAAGUUCUACGUAGUGAAACUGUAUUAGACUUCAUGACUGAGCUAUACAACAGAGUUGGUGACCAACAUUUCAGUGAUACCUGUAUGAAUGAGUUAGUGGGAUUUGUUGUUCUUACAAGAUACAACAACAAAACAUAUCGUAUCAAUGACAUUGACUGGAGUGUGAAACCUACCGACAUAUUCAAAAAAGCAGAUGGAACUGAAAUCACCUAUGUUGAUUAUUAUUCACAGCAAUAUGAUGCCUCCAUCACUGAUCUGAAACAGCCAAUGCUAGUCAGCUGGUUAAAAACUAAAAAUCGUUCCAUGGAUGUGGCCCCACGUCUAGUUCAUCUCAUUCCAGAGUUUUGCUACCUUACAGGGCUAAGCAACCAGGCUCGCUCUGAUUUUCGUAUAAUGAAGGAUUUGGCUGCAGAAACGCAACUGUCUCCUCAAAAAAGACAAAAGAGAUUGCAUGAACUAAUUGAUAAUAUUCAGAGAAAUAAAGUAAUACGGACUGAGUUGGAAGGUUGGGGAUUACACCUUGAUGAACAGAUCUCAUUGGUAGGCCGUGUCCUUCCUCCUGAGAAAAUUCAUAUGUUUGAUCAUUCAUGUCAGCCAGUUUCACCAGUAGACUGGACUAAAGAUAUUCGAAAAUCAAGGAUUAUUGGCAGUGGGCCACUCCAAGACUGGCUGAUGGUUUUUAGUCACAGAAAUUAUGAAGUUGCUGGUCAGCUUUUGGCAUGUCUUAAGAAAGUCGGACCACCAAUAGGCUUUUUGAUUGACAAUCCAAAAAUGAUACAAGUAAAUGAUAGCCCUGUCUCCUUCAUCCAAGCUUUGAGGCAUCAUAUUGAGUCCAGUACCCAGCUGGUGUUGUGCAUUCUACCCUCAAAUCAAAAGAAUAAUUAUGAUUGUUUAAAGAAAUUCUUGUGCGUAGAGAAGCCAAUUCCAAGUCAGUGUGUGGUGGCCCGUACACUAAACAAGGCAAAUACAAUGAGUAUUGUGAUGAAAAUUGCUUUACAGAUGGCUUGCAAGACAGGGGGAGAAUUGUGGAUGGUGGAGAUUCCUUUAAAAUCUUUGAUGGUAAUCGGCAUUGCCAUUAACUUUGACACCCUGAGAAAAGGGAUAUACGUUGGAUUUGUUGCAAGCAUCAAUAGUACAGUCACAAAAUGGUUGUCUCGCUGUAUCUUCCAGUCUUCCAGUGCGGAGGUAGCUGAUUGUUUAAAAGUUUGCAUGAAAGGUGCUUUAAGUAAAUGGCUUGAAGUGAAUCAUGUACUGCCUAGCCGUAUUGUUGUUUAUCGUGAUGGUGUCGGGGAUGGGCAACUAAUGACAUUAGUUGACUAUGAAGUGCCCCAAAUAUUGGACAGCUUCAAGAUGAUUGACUCAGACUAUAGACCCAAAGUAACAAUCAUUGUAGUUCAGAAGAAAAGCACCUGCAGAUUUUUUGCUGAUGUGAAUGGAAUGCUUCAGAAUCCACCGGUUGGCACUGUGAUUGACAACGAGGCUACCCGUCCUGAAUGGUAUGACUUCUUCCUAAUCAGUCAAUGUGCAUGCCAAGGCACUGUUUCUCCAACAUACUACAAUGUUGUAUAUGACAAUAGUAGCAUGAAACCAGACCAUGUGCAGAGACUAACUUACAAGAUGUGCCACCUCUAUUAUAACUGGCCAGGUGUGAUUCGCUUGCCAGCUCCAUGCCAAUAUGCCUUCAAACUUACAACUCUAGUGGCUCAGAAUGUUCAUAGAGAACCUGACUUAGAGUUGGCUGAUCGUCUUUUCUUCCUGUGA
Molecule: messenger RNA, 2349 nt
Organism: Hemiscyllium ocellatum (epaulette shark)
Lineage: Eukaryota; Metazoa; Chordata; Chondrichthyes; Orectolobiformes; Hemiscylliidae
Product: piwi-like protein 4
Exons: 18
Coding region: 1-2349 (782 amino acids)
Biological process (GO): regulatory ncRNA-mediated gene silencing
Cellular component (GO): P granule
Molecular function (GO): protein binding; piRNA binding
Source: RefSeq, a predicted model, not a curated record